AGGGGGCGGUGGCUACGAGACGGGUGCGGAGCAGGCGGAAGAGGCGUCCGUGUGGGCGGCUAGGUCGCAGAGGAACAUCGUUGGGAUCAGCGAAUAUCACCUGUUCUACAAGAUGAGUAACAGUCACCCUCUUCGCCCCUUUACUGCCGUGGGGGAAAUUGAUCAUGUGCACAUUUUGUCUGAACAUAUUGGUGCCUUGCUGAUUGGAGAAGAAUAUGGCGACGUCACAUUUGUUGUGGAAAAGAAACGCUUUCCUGCCCACAGGGUAAUUUUAGCAGCAAGGUGCCAAUAUUUUCGAGCAUUACUGUACGGCGGGAUGCGGGAGUCUCAGCCCGAAGCAGAAAUCCCUCUCCAAGACACCACUGCAGAAGCAUUCACAAUGCUGCUGAAAUACAUCUACACCGGGCGGGCAACGCUGACAGAUGAGAAGGAGGAGGUGUUGCUGGACUUCCUGAGCCUGGCUCAUAAAUAUGGAUUUCCAGAGCUGGAGGACUCUACCUCUGAGUACCUCUGCACCAUACUUAACAUUCAGAAUGUCUGCAUGACUUUUGAUGUCGCCAGCCUCUACUCACUCCCCAAGUUAACUUGCAUGUGCUGCUUGUUUAUGGACAGAAAUGCUCAAGAGGUACUCUCCAGCGAAGGCUUCCUCUCCCUUUCUAAGACAGCACUUUUAAACAUCGUAUUAAGAGAUUCAUUUGCAGCUCCUGAAAAAGAUAUCUUCCUAGCUUUGUUAAAUUGGUGUAAGCACAAUUCAAAGGAGAACCAUGCUGAAAUCAUGCAGGCUGUGCGUUUACCUCUGAUGAGCCUCACUGAACUUCUGAAUGUUGUGAGGCCCUCAGGACUGUUGUCUCCCGAUGCCAUUCUGGAUGCUAUUAAAGUUCGAUCUGAGAGCCGGGAUAUGGACCUCAAUUACAGAGGCAUGCUCAUACCAGAAGAAAAUAUUGCAACUAUGAAGUACGGAGCCCAGGUUGUAAAAGGGGAGCUGAAGUCUGCCUUAUUAGAUGGCGAUACUCAAAAUUAUGACUUGGAUCAUGGAUUUUCUAGGCACCCAAUUGAUGAUGACUGCCGUUCUGGCAUUGAGAUUAAGCUAGGUCAGCCCUCUAUUAUCAACCACAUACGGAUACUGCUGUGGGACCGGGACAGCCGGUCUUACUCAUACUUCAUUGAAGUGUCAAUGGAUGAACUUGAUUGGAUCAGAGUGAUUGAUCAUUCACAAUAUCUGUGUCGUUCUUGGCAGAAGUUAUAUUUUCCAGCCCGUGUUUGCAGGUAUAUUCGAAUAGUUGGGACUCACAACACAGUGAACAAGAUUUUUCACAUUGUGGCUUUUGAAUGUAUGUUUACAAACAAAACCUUCACUCUUGAGAAGGGGCUGAUAGUUCCCAUGGAGAAUGUUGCAACAAUUGCUGAUUGUGCCAGCGUGAUUGAAGGAGUUAGUCGGAGCCGAAAUGCCUUGCUGAAUGGGGACACCAAGAAUUAUGAUUGGGAUUCUGGCUAUACGUGUCAUCAGUUAGGAAGUGGUGCGAUUGUGGUUCAACUGGCACAGCCAUACAUGAUCGGGUCAAUACGGUUAUUACUUUGGGACUGUGAUGAUCGAAGCUAUAGCUACUACAUUGAGGUUUCCACCAACCAGCAACAGUGGACCAUGGUGGCCGACAGAACUAAAGUCUCUUGCAAGUGUUCCACUGUGUCCACUUUGAGUGUCCGGAGCAGCAGAGCAGCCAGAAGGAAGACAACAGUGAGGAGUCGGGGACGGGGGACCCGGGCCUGGCGGGGCCGCAGCUCGACCCCCACGCCCUGCAGGCUCCCGGCGGCAGCUCGCUGCCCUCCAGCCCGGGCUCCGUCUCCCGCUCUCCCAACCGGCAGCACCAGUAACCGGGGUGCAGAUGUGGAGCGACGUGGGUGGGCCCUGAGGGCAGUGGCAAGAACCUGCGCCCUCCCAGGAGGGAUCUCUGUGGACUGCCCCUCUCUCCUCCAGGGAGGAGCCGACCUGGCUGCAAAAACAGACACAGAACAGGCUUUUUCCCAAGGGCAGAAAGGGGCUGCUUUGUUCUCAAUUUGUUCAAAUCAAGCUGGUCUCCAGGGGGGGAGAAUGGGUCUUCAAUCUUCAUCAAGCCCACCGUUAACACCCUACCUCUCUAAUCUCACCCGGGCAAAGGGGCAGGAGGAAGCGGUAGGCAGGCGCGAGUCAGAGUACAGAAAUGGCCCACCAGCACUCAAGCGGAGGAGAAUGUGUUAGGCCUUAUUACCUGGAGGCUCCCUGUAGGAAAUGCGUUUCCGGAGUUUAUUUUCAUGGAACACAUCGCCCUGGCAACUAAAUGAUUUUUUUUCUUUUAGUUAGCGUCCGUUCGCUGAAUCAUAGGUGUUCCAGUUCUUUUUGAAAUGCUCAAACAGCAAAUCACCUGUUUUAAUCCCUUUUGCUGCUGUAAUUUUCCUUCCUUGGUUUUGAAUGGUUAAGCCUGGGGUGGAACAGAGAAAUACUGUGCACGUUGCCUGCACGAGGCCGAGACUCGGCUCAUCAUGGCACCAGGUCUGACCAGGAAAAUCCUUUGAGGAAGUUCAACAAGAUACACAGUGAGCAAAUCAGUGCAAGGACACUGGAGUUAACGGUCACUCGAGUUCCUGAGUGACUCACUUGUCAUUCCUGAAAGGUACCCAGCCUCUAAGCUUGGGAGGCUGACAAGGAACUAGUUCUUAUGCCACUGUUAAUUUAUGUUCACAUUAUGUAAAUGUAUAUAUAUAUAUAUAUAUAUAUCUGUAGCAGCUUCCGGUUGGGCGGAACCCUCCUUCCAGGCACCACAGGUUAGCUGAGCCUGAAGGAGGGCAGCCCUCCUGCCCGUCAGUGUCAGGAACACAAAACUGGGCCUCUGCAGUUCAGGGGUUGCUGUGUUUCACCCCCAGACCACACGAUUCAACUGGGGACUGGAAAGAAAAGCAGUUGUAAGAAAGCGUUUCUCCUCAUUCCCCUGUGACCUUCUCGUCUGACUGCCAUCGCUUCAUCUGGCUCCGUCAGGUCUCUUACUUAGUAACUUCCAGUCUAGCGCUAACUAACCCCUGGAACUUGACCAGACUGCCAUCUGAUGUUCCCUCCUCUCCAGAGCUCACCCCAGGGGCUCUGCUGCACUCAACUCCAUGGGAAGCUCGGCCAGGCUGAGCACCGUGGUCCCCUGCUCCCCCAGAUGCAGGCCCAGGUCCUCUGCACACCCUGUGACCCCACUUGGAGGAAGAUGGGCUUUCAUGGGGGCUCCUGUCUGGUGUCUUAAAGACCUUGUUUGUGGGUGUACACAGAGCCACUGGGCCAACUAACUCCAUGCUUUCCCCAGUAUAAGCUAGCUUUGAGUGAUCUAUCAGUACGGGAACAGGGCAUCAAACCACAUGAUUAAACAGGUAAGCUUUCUCUUUGAAGGCCAGCAUCCCUGCUCAUGCCACAGGGGGCUCCGGGUCCCCCUCUGCCCUCAGCUCACACAUCCGACCCCUUCCCUCCUGUGCGGGGCCAGCAGAACCCAUGAGAAUGCCAGGCAUCUCACCAGGGGAGAGAGGCUCCCGUAACAGAUGGCAGUGCCUCCCGCUUGCUGUGGGUGGCCACCCUCCGUGACUUGGCCGCUGCCUUUGUCAGCAUCCAGCACACAGUUGCCAAUUAGCCUGGAGAAUUCCUGUCCACUCGGCACUUCCUUCAGCGGGGUAGUCACUGCCCAGUGGGAACAGGAGGAACCCGAUAAGUCAACGAGGGUUGAGUUCAGAUGUUUGGAAAGUAUCCAUUCAGGGCUUUCCUUCGAAUCUUUGAAGUCUUCUGUCCAGAGAGGAGUCCCUGGGCUCGGAGGCUGGCACUGCUGACCUGGGAAGAGGGGAGUAGGCUGGCGAGGACCUGGAAGGUUCUAACCCUCUAUCUCCAGACCAUGCAGUCCCACUGCCCCACGUGCUACACGUCACCAUCCGAGGCACAGGUAACCAAAUGUUGGUCUGGCAGUUCACCGUCCCAUCCAAAAAGGCACAGACCACAAGGCUUUACCACCAGACCCACAUCUGGGCUUUUCCAGCCAGUGGCUUGCUGUCUCCUUCUCUGUCCUGUGGAUUUCCAUCCGUGUUCCCACCUCCCACACAUCCACCGUGAGGUCUGUCUGGAGAGAACAGACUUUGGUAAGGGAAAAAGGGGAAGAUGUGGCCAUGCUGAUUGCACACAGCAGCGGGGGCGGGUGGGGAGGGGUACUGAGGGCAUAGCCACAAGCCAUGAGGUUGCUGCGCUGUCUCCCAGCCCUGACUGGGGCCUUGCCUGCAGGGAAGCCUGCCCGGGAGCCCAGGCAGACACUGACAGAGUUCAGAAGCUGCUCUGGUUUAUCUCCUGUUACCAAGCCAGUGGGCUCCAUCUUCGGUCCUUCUGGCUGGGGCCCACAGACCGCGGUCAAGGUGUGUCGCACCAGACAGAUGCAGGGCGAAGCACAGAUCUCCAGGAAAUGCGGGGUGAGUGGGCAGCCGGGAAGAGGUCCCCAGUGGACUGGCAUUCUCCAGUGCCCUGGCUGGCCCUGCGGAGGACUCCUCCCUACAGCUCACUAGACCACAAUGGCCCUCAAAGCUUGAAGAGACUAAAGGAUCUGAAUGGGAGUGCAGAGAAGACAGCCUGGUAGCGGCUGGAAGGAUGCCCAGGUGCCUGCGGAGUCUUCAGCCCAGGAGAUGGGGGAGGCAGACUCCGCCGUGGAGUGUGAGGAGGGAAACACAGCCCAGUGAGGAGGGGGUGGGGGCCGAUGCCGGGCUGUGGCUCCCCCACUCCUGUGAGGAUGCAGCCCCAGUGGUGGUUGCUUUGAGGAGAGGUCAGGUGAGGCCUGGCCCUCAGGGGAGAUGGACAGAGGGGUGCUUGUGGCCCCUGGCCCUUUACUGGGAUGCUUCCCAGUUGGAAACUGUUCAACCACCGCCCAGGUCAGGAACGAGAACACUGCCAGAAUGUCCUGCUCUUCAUUUUAGAUCAUGUUUUUCAGGAGGGUAAAAAAAAAAAAAAAAAAACUACACUGGGACUUUGGGGGGAUGGCUUUCACCUUCUGGUAGCUCCUGGGAGGGCCAGCGGGGGUGACAGCAGCCUGGUCAAGGCGGUCUGAAAGGUGGGGUUGCUGCCGAGCAUGUGGGACCCGAGCCAGCUGUGAUCGUAUGACGCGCGCUCACACCUACCCAGACACAGAUGCUUGUUUUCUCAUCCUCUCAAUGCUUUUUCUGGUUUUUCUUCUGAUUUUAGUUAGAACCAUGAGCCCACGAUGAAUGUGGGACUCUUCUCAAUUGCUCUUUAAAUUGUCACUUUUUAAAUCUUAUUAAACGAAGUGUCGAUUCCU
This is a messenger RNA of Hyaena hyaena (striped hyena), 5312 nucleotides long. It is a transcript of the gene BTBD9, whose product is annotated as BTB domain containing 9. Gene Ontology annotation, molecular function: protein binding. Gene Ontology annotation, biological process: adult locomotory behavior; modulation of chemical synaptic transmission; circadian behavior. Bases 113 to 2236 code for a protein of 707 amino acids. The record is from RefSeq and is a predicted model, not a curated record. NCBI's taxonomy places the organism in Eukaryota, Metazoa, Chordata, Mammalia, Carnivora, Hyaenidae. The transcript is spliced from 10 exons.